Messenger RNA from Gryllus bimaculatus (two-spotted cricket), 2484 nucleotides. The record is from the annotation of a GenBank genome assembly. NCBI's taxonomy places the organism in Eukaryota, Metazoa, Arthropoda, Insecta, Orthoptera, Gryllidae.
UCCCACUCGCUGACAGUGACGUCAAGGGCGACGCAUGCGCAGUGGCCAGUGGCUGAAAGCUCUCGCAGAAAGUCGACGCGACCGCUCCCCGCCGCCGGUUCCCGCCACUCGGCGACUGCGCUGCGCCAGGGCUGGUCGCAUCGGCGAGACAGUUGUUCGGCGCUCACAAGCUCCUACGUACACAGUUUCAGAAGGAAUUUUACAGCACGUCUCUUCGCGUUUGUGCAGAUCGAGGGCACAAGACUAUCGUCCCGCAGGAAGACACAAACUUGCCAUGUGGGCGACGGUGGCGGCGGCGGCGGCGCGGGCGACGUGGCUGGACUGGGCGGCGCUGUGCGGUGUGCUGCUCGGAGCGCUCUACUACUGGGGCACCCGCAACUACGACUUCUUCGAGCGCGUGCCCGGCGGCCCGCUGCCCGCCCUGAGGCCGCGCCUGCCAUUCGCCGGCUCCUUCUGGCCCAUGUUCCUGGGCACGGAGCCCAUGCCCGACCUGGUGAAGCGGCUGUACGACAGCGGCGCCGGGCACCGCGCCGUCGGCCUCUUCGACUUCCGCAGGCCCAUGUACAUGAUCCGGGACCCCGCGCUGCUCAAGCAGGUCACCGUCAAGGACUUCGACCACUUCGUCAACCACCAGAAGCCCGUCGUCAAAGACAUGGAUCCCCGCUGGCGAGAGAUGCGCGCCACCCUGAGCCCGGCUUUCACGUCCAGCAAGCUCAAGGGCAUGUUCGGCCUCAUCCAGACUUGCGCGCGCCAGCUGGCCCAGCACGUCUCCGGGCAGCACACCCAAGGUGGGAAGGAUGUUUUGGAGCUAGACAUCAAAGAUCUCUACACUCGUUUUACUAAUGACAUCAUUGCCACCACUGCCUUUGGAUUGUCAGUGGACUCCCUGAAGAACCCUAAGAAUGAGUUCUACAUGAUGGGAAUGGAAACUACUACGCCCUCUCUAAAACAGAUCUUAGUUGUAAUUGGAUUCCUGCUAUUUCCAAAACUUACUAAGGCAUUAGGAGGACGUUUAAUGCCUAAAAAAAAUAUUGACUUUUUUGACUCACUGGUUCAUGACACCAUUCGAGAGAGAAGGGAAAAGGGCAUCUUCCGCCCUGAUAUGCUACAGCUGCUGAUGCAGGCCCAAGCUGGACAACUGAAGGCAGAGAGUGAAGAAGAAAAGCAAAAUGAAGAAAGAACUACCAAAUAUAAACUUGAAGAUGUAGAUAUAACUGCCCAAGCUCUUGUAUUCUUCUUUGCCGGCUUUGAAACAUCAGCAACCGCACUCUGCUUCAUUACAUAUGCAAUAGCCACUCAUCCAGAAGUGCAGAAACGCUUACAAAAUGAAGUGGAUGAAGCAAUGAUGCACACAAAUGGAGAUCUUACAUAUGAAACAGUGCAAGGAAUGAAAUAUUUAGAUAUGGUGGUGAGUGAAGCUCUGAGGCUGUAUCCUCCUGGAAUUGCCACGGAUCGUCAAUGUUCAGGAGAUAUAACCAUCCCUGCUAACAAUGGUGAACCUGCACUGCAUUUCAAAGAUGAUGAUGUGCUAUGGAUUCCUGUUUGUGGAAUUCACAGAGAUCCACAAUAUUGGCAUGAUCCAGAAAAAUUUGAUCCUGAACGUUUCAGUGAUGAAAACAAGCAAAACAUCAAGCCAUUCACCUAUAUGCCUUUUGGAUUCGGUCCUCGCAUUUGCAUUGGUCAGCGCUUUGCAUUGCUGGAAGUGAAGCUUGCUCUGAUCUACAUGGUUGCGAAUUUUGAGCUUAGUCGUGAAGAUGGCAAUGAUGGAACCAUAAAAUAUGCGAAAGGUAUGCGCCUUUUGCCUGUAAGUGGCCACAAAACAUUCUUUAAACCAAGGGCAAAAUAAAAUGUGAUUUAAACAAAAAUGUUAACUGAGAAUAUUUUAUACAUGUAUAUACAAACAAAUAUUAUCUUUCACUGUAGCUAUUUUAUAAGUCUAUCAUUUACUCACAAAAUGUUUUGAAAUAUCUUUGAAUCAACUACUUUUUAGUUAUUAAUAUAUCUUUAUAUUUGCUGAGUAUUGUUCUAUAUGUUAUUUUCAUAAAUAAAUAGAUCAUUGAUCAAAAUAUAUUUCUGUUUUCUUAAUUUUAUCAUAAUGCUUGUGUGGUUUUGAUACCCUUUCUAAAAGCAAUAAGGAACUGAAGGAAUAAGUAGAAAAAGGUUCAACAUUAUUUUUAUAUUAUUCAUUUAUUCUACUGAAAAAAUUUUGUGAUAUCAUUUCUCAACAUUUGAAUGACUUUCAUUACUCAAUACUGCACUGUACAUAACUACAGUGCCACAAACACUGCAGGUAAUUUGUGUGCCCUUGAACACACUACUGCAGGUAUGCAUUGCUGUCAAUGGGGAACACAAAGGACAUGUGAGUAAAUUAUUAUUAUACGUUUCUAUAAUUUUGUACGUCUUAAUUUAUUUUUGUACAUUUACAUUUAUAAAAAGUUAUUUUAAGUCUGUAUACAAGUUUGUUUUAAUCUUUGGCCUACUGGC